AUGUCUUCCAGCGCUUCAAUCAACUCAGUUGAUUCUCUCGAGGAGCUCUAUGGCACCAACACAGCUACCGUCUCGGAUAUUAUUGAAACGCCUAUGGAAGAGGUCCGACGCUUCUUCAAGGGCAAAAGCCAUACCGAGAUAUUGCAGUAUGGCCUUGGUAUGGAGAUGUCUGGCGCACCGCCACUAGCGGCGCAUACCAUCGUUGUCACCAUGGACUGCGAAAAGCACGAGGUGGAGCCACGAGUGCUAACAGAAUAUGGGCUCAAUACGUUUUCGCGAAAAGAGAUGGCGCCACUUCUCAACAAUCCCGGUAUACACGGGGAAAAGAUCUUGCGGAACAUCUACUACUACCACAUUCGUGUCCGGGAGAACGCGCACCUUAUCAACUUCAGGUUUGUCCGAGGAAACCCCGAGAGAAAUCACUUCGGCUCAACGCGCUUUGCCACGAAGGAAGACGCCAGAGAGUUCCUCAUCGAAACACUCGCAUGGCCUAUUGAUGAUGACAAAGAGGAUGGUCCUAAAUGCCCAGUCAUAUUUCUCGGCCACUCAGUCAAGAACGAUCUGCAGAUGCUGCAACAAGACCUUGGUAUCGACCCCAAAUUCGACAGCAACGUCGUCGCCAUUAUCGAUACCCAGAAGAUCGCGAAAGCGCAGGGUAUUCGUGGAAAGGGCCAGCAAAUCGGACUUCCAAUUUUGAUUCAACACUUUGGCGUGGAGUUUCGCGAUGGUCAUACAGCUAGCAACGAUGCGGCAUACACUAUCAUCAGUGCCGUACAGAUGGUUUUGAAAAAUCUGCCGAGCGACCCGCAGCGCUCUCUACAGGACGUUGUGAAUGGUGUUGCGAAAGAUAGUAAAGGGACUGUUGUUGCAUUUGGGGUGCCUAAAUGGUGCACUGCGUGUAAAGUUGUCGGUCAUGUUCGGCCAGAAUGCAGGCAAAGACGGUGA
This is a messenger RNA of Alternaria ventricosa, 945 nucleotides long. RefSeq lists its product as uncharacterized. The record is from RefSeq and is a predicted model, not a curated record. Lineage: Eukaryota; Fungi; Ascomycota; Dothideomycetes; Pleosporales; Pleosporaceae. Bases 1 to 945 code for a protein of 314 amino acids. Gene Ontology annotation, molecular function: nucleic acid binding. Gene Ontology annotation, cellular component: nucleus. The transcript has a single exon.